Haemorhous mexicanus (house finch) is the source of this 1102-nucleotide messenger RNA. It is a transcript of the gene PLCB3, whose product is annotated as phospholipase C beta 3. The record is from RefSeq and is a predicted model, not a curated record. The coding region runs from base 1 to 1074 and encodes 357 amino acids. NCBI's taxonomy places the organism in Eukaryota, Metazoa, Chordata, Aves, Passeriformes, Fringillidae. The transcript is spliced from 9 exons.
AUGCCGGGGACCACCGACCGGAAGCGGCCACGCCCCCGCCGGGGCCACGCCCAGCGCGGCCACGCCCACCCCGCGCGCGCCGCCGCCGCGGGGGGCUCCUUUGUGUCCCGCAGCGCCCCCCGCGUGGUGGCCACGCCCACUUACCGCCCAUCGCGGGACACACCCAGUUUAGACCACGCCCCCGUUCCGGUUCCACCCCCCCCGUUGCGGCCACGCCCCUCGGACACACCUGGACCACGCCCCUCCUGGGCCCCGCCCCCGUCCCGUCCAGCAGAUGGCGGCGCCGCUCCCGGAGCCGGGUCCGGUCCCGGUCCCGGGUUCUGCCCCCGGUUCUGCCCCCGGUUCUGCCCCCGGUUCUGCCCCGGGCCCGGGGCCGGUGCGGGUCCGGUCCCGUCCGCGCUCCCGCUGGAGCCGCCGCGCGUGCCCGAGCUGCUCGUGCGGGGCAGCAAAUUCAUCCGCUGGGAGGAGGAGCCCCCCAGCCACACCCCGGUGACGCUGAGGGUCGACCCCGACGGAUUCUUCCUCUACUGGACGGGGCCCAGCGCGGAGGUGGAGCUCCUGGACCUCUGCAGUGUCCGGGACACCCGCAACCGGGCGCUUCGCCCCGCGCCCCCAAGGACCCCCGCACCAGGGACGCCCUGGGGUUGGGGUGCCCGGGGGUCCCCCUCCCCAGCACCUCCUGACCGUGGUGCACGGCCCCGACCUCGUCAGCCUCGGCUUCCUCACCCUGGUGGCCGUGCAGGACGGGGAGGCCAAGGUGUGGGCAGAGGAAGCUGUUCCGGCUGGCCCACGAACAUCCUGGCCCGGAACCCGUCCCGGAACACGCUGCUCCGGAAGGCGCACACCAAGCUGACGCUGCAGCUGAACCCGGACGGGCGGAUCCCGGUCAAGAACAUCCUGAGGAUGUUCUCGGCCGACAAGAAGCGGGCGGAGGCGGCGCUGGAGUCCUGCGGGCUGGGCUGCCACAGGGGCGCCGCCAUCCCCCCGGAGCUGUUCCCCUUCGAGACCUUCUGGAGGUUUCUGAGCAAACUCUGCCUGAGGCCGGAGCUGGACAAGAUCCUGCUGGAGAUGUGAGAGCCCGAGAGCCCAAAACGCCCAGAAA